Messenger RNA from Peronospora farinosa, 2952 nucleotides. NCBI's taxonomy places the organism in Eukaryota, Oomycota, Peronosporomycetes, Peronosporales, Peronosporaceae. The record is from the annotation of a GenBank genome assembly.
AUGCGUGUGUUGCGUCCGACUCGAGUGGCAUUGCAGUAUCUGCAUACCCAGUAUGCAACUCAACAUCGUCUACAGCUUCUAAUUCGUGCCUUUAGUGACGCUGUAGAUCCUGUGAACCGUCCUCUAAAUAGUUAUGUCUCUUGUACCGCGAGUAAUGUCGAUUCCUCUCCACCACUCGUUAAUGGCUCUAUUAAUGGCUAUAAGAAUGGUUACGAUACGAAUAAGAUACAGACAGAGACAAUGCAGUUCUUGGCUUCCUACGAAGACGAUGAGAAGGAGUUUCAAGAGCAGGACAUUGAGUUUACAGCUCAACGCAUUGGUUUUCCAAUCAGUGAAGCGGAACUCAAAGAACGUACGGAACUCCAAUUGCAGCAACAGCAGGAGGAAUCGGCUAGUGGUAUUCGAGAAGAGUCUAGAGAAGAGGCUACAGCUAAAGCUGAGAGAAUCAUGGCUGUGCUGCGUCAUUCCAUGUCGGAACUGGAAAUUGGCAAAGUUAUUCAUCGUAUUGCUCAAUACGCUACUCUUCCUCGAGUCACGGGACUCUCAAGGAAACAAUUUUUGAGAUCAUUAGAGACGAGGUUUGGAGAUAGUAAUAAGAAAGAACUUGGCUACAUGUUGGCGUUUCUACAAGGUCGAGACGAUGUCAUUGAUCAGCUAGAGAUCGAUUCACGAAAGGGAGACUAUCAAAAGCAACAGGUUGUGACUUGUAAAGAACAAGAUACACUUGCAGAAGGAACAGAGGACUUUGUUGUGCCCAAGAUCAUGGGACUGCAUCCGGAUUUGGUGGCGGACCCACAGUUUGUGAGCAUUGUCAUCUGCUACUGCCGAUUGGCGUGUCUGAACUCGCUUAAGCUCAUGCAACGACUAACGUCAGGUCUCAGUCGUGCAUCCAAGUCGAGCUUGUGGCAAGUCAAGGCUGAUUUUAGAAAGGUGCUGGACAUGGAGGGAUUCUCGCACUAUGCAGACAUGCUUGGACUGGAGAAAGUAACUGCGAAGGACGAAGACGAGGACGGUGAUGCCGUGGAUGCCGAAUGGGAAGAGUUUAAUUUGGAAAACGAUCGUAUUGACUUUCGCAUGCUCCGGUCUCAGACACAGGGCAUUGUUGAUUUUAUGAAAAGUGAGCUCUCUAACGAGACGAUCUCAAAGAUGCUAGUAGCGAUGCUGGCAUCGGUCAAGACGUCGAAAUUGCACCGCAAGAUCUUUCAGGAAAUGGUGUGCAAUAUCCAGACGGCAUUCCCGGAGACGUACCACGAGCAGCUACUAUCGGAGCUCGUACCGUUCCUUUCGGGUGACAAUGCUACGUAUGAGGAUUUUGAUUCGGAAGUUGCGACGACUGCGCUGCAGCACCACCAGAUGCGAAACGAAGCUAUCAUUCGUGCUUUGCUGGAGGCUCGUAUGCGUGUCGGUCACAUUCUUAUUCACGACAUCGACGACGUGGACCCUACUCAUUCGAUUCCAAAGAAGCUGACCCCAGAGCAACAUGAGAAGGUGAUUACAACGGCUUGGAACAUCGUGUCAGUGUUGGAUGAUCGUAAGUACCACAUGUUCUUCACUCGUUUUCUCAAGUAUAAGCUUGCAUGGCGACCGAAUCGCGCCACCUUUGGAGAUACAUUCCUAUCUGAUGUGCGUAAGACUCUUGGACCUCGUGAUGCGGACGCGAUUAUGCCAAUGUUUGAAGAAGUUUAUCAGCAAUUGUCAGUGGAGACGCUUACGAUUUGUCGCGUCAAACUUCGUCAUUCCGGGAAAAUGAUGCGUGGUCGAGGUGUACUUGAACCGCUGAACGACGCUGGACGUGAGCGCCUCGAGACCGCAUGGCAACCCUCGCGUUGCGCUUUUUAUCGCAACUUACCACAUGGCGUAACGAAAAAGCAUUUGGAGAACGCACUGGCUCAUGUCGGAGGCAUCAAGCGCUUUUUUCUGUUUUCCAACCCUAUUGACGGGCCACCAGAGUCACCAUUUGAUGAUCUUGAUGAUGAUGACGGCGACGACGAGGACGAAGAAGAUCAAGAAGACGAAUUUGAUGUUGUAGAUGACAAAGACAAGCCGAAAAAGAAGAAAAGCAAGAAAGCAAUCAAGGCAGAGCUGGAAGAUUCGAAGGGGUUGAGAAUGCUCAAAUACAAGAGAAAAAUCGUUGCGAGCGACAAGAAGACGCCGCACCAAGCUGUGGUGGAAUUUGAGUCAGAAAGCGCGUGUCGCAUGGCGACAAUGCGCGCGCUACAGAUUUUUGGCGUCAUGAUGUCAGGCUGGAACGAGUACCGACCAGUAUUCUCAUUGCCGGCAGAUGACCGCUCCGGUAUCACUCUAAUGAAUGUGCCUUAUGGCACUAAGGUUGGGGAUCUUGUGGAUGAGGUGAACAGGAUUCUUUUUAAGGCUGGGCUGAACAUGAAGGUGUCGGGUUUAGUUCCCCGAGGUGUAAUGCUGACAAACGGUCGUCUGGAUCUGCGCUUCCCAUCGUUCGUGGAAGCCGCACAAGUUGUCGAUCAGCUGAAUGAACAUGUGCGCAAAAUGAAGCGUCGUCGGGUACUUACGAAGCGAGACGCUUUUCGCUUUAAAGAAUACGUGAAACUCAAGAAGACAAUGGAGACAAAGGAGAGAAUUGCAGAGAAGGGACGGAAAAAGGAGAAAGAAGAGAAACUUGCACGAGAAGAGGAAUGCAAUUCUAAAGAUGAAGAGGAUCUCAUGUGCUUUGACGGCGGUGAGGAAACCGUUGAGGGUGAGGACGAUGGUGAUGAUGACGAUGAUGACGAUGCUAAUGAAAAAAAGACGACUGGCAAGUCGAAAACGAAGUACGUACUUGUGGUGUCAGAAACGCUCGAGGAAUAUUUUAAAGAGUGGCAAGAGGCAGAGGCAAACAUGUCGGACAAGGAUUUGGCGCUCAGUGAAGUGCCUCGCCCAUUUGAUGUCACCUGGACACCCCUGCCGAAGCCCAAGAACAGACACUUUUACGUUUAG